Euleptes europaea (tarantolino) is the source of this 931-nucleotide messenger RNA. It is a transcript of the gene KCNK16, whose product is annotated as potassium two pore domain channel subfamily K member 16. The record is from RefSeq and is a predicted model, not a curated record. Gene Ontology annotation, biological process: potassium ion transmembrane transport; stabilization of membrane potential. The coding region runs from base 1 to 882 and encodes 293 amino acids. Lineage: Eukaryota; Metazoa; Chordata; Lepidosauria; Squamata; Sphaerodactylidae. The transcript has 5 exons. Gene Ontology annotation, cellular component: membrane. Gene Ontology annotation, molecular function: potassium ion leak channel activity.
AUGCCCCACCUCAUGGUGUGCAACCGACCGCUCAGCUGGACUUUGACUCUGGUGCUGGGGUAUCUCUUCUAUCUCCUCCUGGGGGCCAUGGUGUUUCAGCUGCUGGAAAGGCAGGCAGAAGCCAAGUCUCGGGACCAGUUCCAACUGGAGAAACUCAAAUUUCUGCAAAACUACACCUGCUUGGAUCGACAAGCCCUGGAGCAGUUUGUGCAGGUUAUUAUGGAAGCAUGGGAGAAAGGUGUCAACCCAGAAGGAAAUUCAACUAACCCCAGCAACUGGGACUUCAGCAACAGCUUUUUCUUUGCUGGAACUGUCAUCACCACCAUAGGAUAUGGGAACUUGGCCCCCAGCACUGUGCCUGGGCAGGUGUUUUGUGUAUUCUAUGCCUUAUUUGGGGUGCCCCUGAACCUGGCAUUUCUCAAUCAGCUGGGGAAAGGACUUAGUGCUCACCUGAUCAACCUGGAGAGAUGGGUCCACAAGCCAGGCCAAACCCGGGUGGCAGAGACUCUGACAAUGGGACUCUUUCUAACAGCUGGGAGUUUGCUUUUUCUGGUUUUCCCACCACUGAUCUUCAGUUAUGUGGAAGGCUGGAGUUAUGGAGAAGGUUUCUACUUCACCUUCAUCACCCUCAGCACCAUUGGAUUUGGAGACUAUGUAGUAGGCACAGAUCCCAACAAGCACUAUAUCUCAGUGUACAGAAGCCUGGCAGCAAUUUGGAUUGUUUUUGGCUUGGCUUGGCUUGCUCUGAUCUUCAACCUGGGGGCUGACCUGAUGGAGAAAUUCCUGCCUUUUAAUUGGCAAAAGCCUGAUCCAGGCACUGAAGAGACCCCUGUUGCCAAAGUAGAGGAAACCCCUGAUCCCAGGAUCCAUAUACCCAGCUGAGAUUGGCUAAUGGACUGGCAUCUUGCAAAAGAAAAUGGAAGUACUUCCA